GAUACGACCAGCCAUGUCGGAUAUAAAGCUCAGCAGCGCGUAUCCGAUACCCACUUCCGGUCCCUGUCAUCUCCUCCGCUGUAUUCUUGAUUCACCAUGCAACUCACCGACUCUGCGCAUGAGCUCGUUCUGACGGAGGUUCCCGAGUUCGGGCACCAGUCCCGCUCACUCUUCCAAUUGGACCCUAACUUCACCCACCUGAACAAUGGCUCCUUCGGUGUCAUCCCCCACUACGUCGAGGAGGCCACGCGCCGCAUGGCCGAAGUCGGCGAGGCCAACCCCGACAUGUUCAUGCGCCAAGGCCGCUUCUGGCGCGCCAUCGACCGCUCACGCGAGGUCAUCGCCGAGUACGUCGGCGCCGACAUCGACACCUGCGUCUUCGUCCCCAACACCGCAACCGGCGUGAACACCAUCCUGCGCAGCAUCCCGUGGGCGGAGGACGACCUCCUGGUGUACAGUGACAUCUGCUUCGACACGGUCGUGCGUGCAGUGGAGUCGCUGGCGCACUUUAAGACGGCGCCGAGGACGGCGGUGCUGAAGCUGGGGCUGCCGGCGUCGCAUGCAACGAUUCUGGAGAGCUUCGGUGCGCAGUUGAAGCAGUGGCGCGCGGGGAUGGGGUCGGACGCCAGGAUUGUCGUUGUCCUCGACAGCAUAGGGUCUACGCCGGCAGUCUUGCUACCAUGGAGGCAGAUGGUCAAGAUCUGCAAGAAGGAGGGCGCCUGGAGCUUAGUGGACGCCGCGCACUCGCUCGGCCAGGAGAAGCUGAACUUGAGGGAGAUCGACGCCGAUUUCUGGGUAGCUAACUGCAGCAAAUGGUUCUACGCCAAGCGCGGAUGCGCGCUCAUGAACGUCGCCUACCGCCACCACGACAUCAUGCAGCCCCUCAUUCCCGCCAUGGUGAACGACGGCCCCGGGCACCAGAUCAACCCCAACAAAUUCGUCACCCAGUUCUACUGGAACGGCCUCGCCGACUGGCUCGCCUACAUGAGCAUCGAGCCCGCGCUCAACUUCCGCCGCCAAAUCGGCGGCGACGACAAGAUCAAUUCCUACUGCCACGACCUCGCCGUCCGCGGCGGCCUCCGCACCGCCGAGAUCGUCGGCACAGAGGUGCUCGACUCUCCUGCGGGCGACGGAGAGCUCGUUGCGAACAUGGCCAACGUCCGCUUGCCCAUCGACACCUCGAUCCCGGGGCCGAAGGUCUUCCAGCUGUUCCACACGGAGAUGAUGGGCACGCAUAGGAUAUACGCUGUCCCAUAUAUGUUCAAUGGGUCGUGGUGGGUGCGGGUGUGCGCGCAGGUCUAUGCAGAGAUGUCGGACUUCGAGCGCUUGGGGCACGUUCUCGUGGAUGUCUCUCGCAAAAUCAACUCUACAAAGGACUCGCGGUUCACUACGUUCCCGUAAAUGAGUGUAGAGGCAUCGUUGUGUAUGCUCAUGUAUUAUUUUAUACCAUCCUAUCUUAUUGACGACGUUGACGACCACAGAGGCAUGGCAAGCAAUAAGUCCAGUGGGUGAUUACGUUGUGAAAUGACCUCUCCGGGCCUCAAAUGCAAUUGAAACAGACAAACAACAAGCGG
Messenger RNA from Schizophyllum commune H4-8, 1574 nucleotides. Its product is annotated as PLP-dependent transferase. The record is from RefSeq and is a predicted model, not a curated record. The coding region runs from base 97 to 1401 and encodes 434 amino acids. The transcript is spliced from 4 exons. NCBI's taxonomy places the organism in Eukaryota, Fungi, Basidiomycota, Agaricomycetes, Agaricales, Schizophyllaceae.